GUAUCCUUUCUUACGGCUGCGUGGUGGAGAUAUUCUCUCUCUUUUGUUUUUGGGCGUGUGUUUGGCCCGAUCCGGUAAACUGAGCUCGUGCGGCUGCGCAAAUGGAGGAUUCGAGCUGCAACUCGCCGUCGCCGCCGAUCUUCCGUAACAGAUACUGGAUCCUCCGUCACGGCCGCAGCGUUCCCAACGACCGCGGCCUCAUCGUCUCCUCACUGGAGAACGGCACGAAGCAGGAGUUCGGGCUGGCUCCGCUGGGCGUCCAGCAGGCGCGGUCCGCUGGCGAAUCGCUCCGGAAGGAGCUUGAGGAGAUGGGUGUGCCGGUAGAUUCUGUCAAAAUUCAUUAUUCACCGUUCUCGCGGACCACGGAGACGGCCAGGGUGGUCGCCGGCGUGCUUGGUGUUCCAUUUGAGGGUCCCAACUGCAAAGCAGUGGUAGAACUUCGUGAGCGUUAUUUUGGACCAUCAUAUGAGUUGCUUUCACAUGAGAAGUAUGCAGAGGUAUGGGCGGUAGAUGAAGCUGAUCCCUAUAUUGCUCCAGAAGGUGGCGAGAGUGUUGCAGAUGUUGCUAGUAGAUUUGCAGCAAUGCUGUCUUCUGCAGACAUGGAGUUUCAUGGCUCUGCUGUUCUUAUUGUCAGCCAUGGGGAUCCACUACAGAUCUUUCAAGCAGUACUCAGCGGAACCAAGAAAAUCACAUCUUUCCUUGAGGAGGUAAGUGACCUGCAAAAGAAAAGCCUGAUAGCUCCAUCCCUGUUGUCAGGGCACCGCAAAUUUGCACUAAACACAGGAGAGCUGCGCCGACUUGUGUGACUUCUGCAGUUUGGAUCCUACACCGCUACAGGAUAUAUAACUGAAAGUUAUAAAUCUGCAAAUUAUGCUUGAUGUGGCACUAAGCAAUCCGAAAACCAGAAGAACUGAAAUUCAAAUGUUGAAUAUAACUGACAGUUCUUUGUGACUUUUGUGAGCUGGAAUUGUUUCAUGACCUUGAAGAACUGAAUUUUGGACUUUCACAUGGGAGUCAAUAAUUUCACAGCAUGAUUGAGAAUUUGCAGCACUCUAAAUUGGGCAUUCUGAAAUUCAAUUUGGUUGUAACUAGGUGAAUAUUUCUCCUGGCUAGUUUGCAAGCACAUGCACGCAAGUGGAAUUCUAAACGCAUGCCGAGAUCCUCUAAGGCUGAGUUUAGCGUUGAGGUGGAUUAUGAUAAUCUAGUUUUUCUAACUAGCUUUUGUCUAUAUUUUUUUGUUUUGCUAAUGACAUUUUUCUACUUUUUAAUGUAUUUUCCUAUGACAGAUAAAAAAUUAAGUUAUAGCACAGUUUGUAAGCACAAACUGAGCCUAUCUUGCUUAA
Messenger RNA from Brachypodium distachyon (stiff brome), 1343 nucleotides. RefSeq lists its product as uncharacterized. The transcript is spliced from 6 exons. The record is from RefSeq and is a predicted model, not a curated record. Bases 102 to 806 code for a protein of 234 amino acids. NCBI's taxonomy places the organism in Eukaryota, Viridiplantae, Streptophyta, Magnoliopsida, Poales, Poaceae.